AUUCAAAUAAGGUUAUAUCAGGUAUGAUAUUGUUAUUGAUUUCUUUUAUUAACCUUAUGGUAGUGACCUUUGAAUUCUAAUGCUAUAUUGAAUUUUCGUGCGAAAAACCUGUAAAUCACCCUUGUCCCCAGUGCCUUUGCGUGGCUUGUACGAAACUGUUUUUGUAAACAUAGUUUUGUUAAUAAUUGAGUGAGAACGGAGAAGAACACAAAAAAUUUCAAUAUUAUUUUUUCUAACCUUUUAAGUUAUUUCGAUAAAGGAAAAGGUAGGUAAAUUUCGAAUCCUUUUUGAGUGCUUUUUCGAACGCACAUUUUAAAUUUACAUUGAAACUUUUAACGCGUGUUUUUAUGUUCAGCACAAUGGAGACUGAAAAGAGAUACAUGGAAGAAAAAUUUCAGGAAUGGUUGGAAGUUGAAAGGACUAAACGGAAUUCCGUAAUAAUGCCCGAACAGACUUAUAAAACAAUGGUAGAUUUUCUAUGUGGAAGAAUAGACAACGUUCCACGUGCUAUGAAAAGAAAAUUGCGAAGAAAAAAAUUCCAAGUGAUGAGUUAUCCUACACUUGGUAUAUCGGAUGUUUUGUGCUCUCCAUUUCCCGAUGGCGAUUCUCCUCUGGGAAAAUAUCGUCGCGUAGCAACAGACCGACAGAUGUUUCACAUUAUCAAUAGAGUACACCGCCAAGAAGUUGGUCACCAAGGGGUUCAUAAAACGUUUGAAAAGAUAGCACGCACCUAUGAUAACGUUACUAGAGACGCUGUUGGUGCUUAUAUAAAGCUUUGCACAACUUGCUGUCUGAAAUCCAGUCAAAUAAAGAAAGCUCCAUUGAAGCCGAUUAUCACUACAGGAUUCUUACAGCGUGUACAGAUCGAUCUGAUUGCUAUGUUAUCCAAACCAGAUGCCGAUUACAACUACAUUGGCCAUGUCGUGGACCAUUUUAGCAAAUUCAGGAUAUUAUUUCCAAUGAAAGGGAAAUCAGCAAAUGAAUUUGCUUCAAACUUUUUUAGAAGUUUUUUAGCGACUUUUGGGUUACCAAAAAUUUUGCACUCUGAUAACGGUGCCGAAUUUAUCAAUCACGUAAUGGAUGCUGUAGCCGUGAUAUGGCCGGGUGAGGUGUCAUUUGUUCAUGGGAAACCGCGCCACUCGCAAUCUCAAGGUCUGGUUGAACAAGGAAAUAACACCAUCCAAGUGAUGAUUAGUGCAAGAGAAAAAGAGUCCCAAACUUCAACGUGGUCAGAGUGGCUUCCAGAGAUUCAAUUUAUCAUGAAUGCUUCAAUGGUGAGGAGUGUAAAAAAAACACCUUACGAAAUUGUUUUUGGCCAGAAGCCAAAUGGUUUGGGUCAAAUUUCUUCAAGUGUACGGUCAGUGGAAGAGGAUAUUGUUCAAGAUAUCAUAGAAGAAAUGGAAGAAAAUGGUGCACAAGAUUUUGAAAAUGCUGAAACUGUGGAUUUUUUAAAGCACCCAAGUACAAGAAAAUUAUCGGAUUGUUCGGAAGAUGAGUUUGAAACAACAUGUCCGAAAAGACAAAAACUCAGACAAAAUGUUGUGGAGGAGGGUGUAAGAAACGCAGAAAUGAUGCGUAGAAAGUACAGCAAUGGAAAAAGAAUUAAAGUUGCUGAUUUCCUGGAAGGGGAUAAUGUUUCUUUGACAAUUCCAAAAGGUCUUAGAACAUCUUCGGAUUUAAAAAGAUUGCCAUGUGUGAUUGUACACAAAUCAGGUGGUAACCAACCAACAUAUAAACUCCUCUGUAGUGAAGGCACAAUUCAACGGCGUUACACGGCAUCCGCGUUGCAGCUGUACCCUCAACCAGUAAGAUGUAAGUAUCCUUCGGUUGAUGAAAUAUCUUUGUCAGAAGCUGUUCGGAAAAUCAACAAAUUUCCAACAGUAUUUUGCAGAUGUCGAAAAGGACAAUGUAAGAACAAGCAGUGCAAAUGUUUUUUGGCAUCACUGGAUUGCACUUCACGUUGUCAUCAAGGUGACUAUUCAACAUGUGUGAAUCGCGGCAUGCACAACGACAACAUAUCUGAGGAAAACCAGAUACUACACUCAGACGGAAGCAAGUUACGUCAACUUCUACCUAACUUUGGUGGUUCAAUUAAAUACGAGAACGAAACGAUCACAUUCCAUAACACUUGCGCUUUAGAUACGUGGAUGGCAGUGUUAAAAGCAGUUAUAGUAACGAGACCAAGUAUAACAGAUGAAGUUACCGACAAAAACAUACAACAGCUUUUUACGUUUGUGAAAAACGGUGCUUAUGAAGCUGCUAAACUUCAUACUGCUAUUUAUCGAAGAAUAACACCAACCAACCAAUGCUUGUCAUUUUUUGGCGCAGAAUACGAAUGUAUAAUAAAAAACUUCGUUGCGCCAUUCAUGGAACAUAUUGUGGAGUCAGCUUGCAACAGUCCGCAUUGUAGCAUGAAACAAUCGAGAGCCUGCUUCAACACAUUUCCUUCGGCAACGGUGAAAAGUUCAUUUGUCCAUGAUGUCCAAAAGUGGUUUCUUGAAGCAACAACGUCAGUUUGUGGAAAGAAAGUAAAUCAGAACAUAUCUGACGAGUUUUCUUUCGUCGACGAAAACAUAACAACAGGGAUAAAGAACAGAUAUUGUAAUGGAAACAGAAAAUACAAGGCCCGAUUUUUUAAAAAGCUUCCUCAACUAUUAGUUGUUGAUGUUGCAGGCGAUAUUGACCCAAUAGACAUGGCUACCAUUCCCGAACAAUUACACAUUCGGUUUUCCACAAAUCAAGGAAAUAGAUAUGAGUUGGUUGCAAUCACACUAUGGAAGGGAUCGCAUUACACCGCAAAAAUCAGGUUCAAUGGCGUAUGGUUAUUCUAUGAUGGUAUGUUGGAUGUUUUAGGAAAAACUUCACUCAAAGAAUGUUUUCCGGGUUAUACCCCAACAUAUUGCUUGUUCCUUGCGACACAACAACUCGCAGAUAUGAAAGCACCAACAGCACCAACGGACGAGCUUGAAAGUAGCCAAAACGAUAACAUACAGUUACCCGAAACUGCUACUGUAAUGGCCGACGAAUCAGAGGACGGUGCUGAACCAGUUGCGUUUAAAGAUAUGAAUGAUGAAGAAAAAUCUAUCUUCAUAUUAUCAUGUUUUACGCAAAUUGAAAUUGCUAAAGAAUCUGUGUAUGGAAACAGCUCGGUCCAAUUGGAUAAUCUGAGAUCUCCGUCUGAGGUGCCAGAAACUGUGGUGGAUGAGUUGGUUGAUAUAACGCUAGUUAGGGAUUUCUGCUCCAAAAAAGCAUACAGCAAAAUGGCAGCAACGAUACAGGAGAAAAAACAUGCGCCUUUGUGGAAAUGCAGUCAUUGCAGACGAAAAAUUGGAAAAGGAAGAUCAAUUGCAUGCGAUCGCUGUCUUGUCUGGUGUCAUUUUAAAUGCUCCAAAUUGGCUGUAAAACCCUUAGGGGACUGGUUUUGCGAUCUAUGUUUACAUAUUGCAAAAAAAGAUUUCCAGCAGCGUCAACAACAAAGAGAAGCAGAGAAAGAAGUAGAAGACGAAGAAGAAAGGGAGAGGCAAUGGAGGAGAGAGUUAUUGCCAUUAUUAUACAAAAACGGUACCCUGGACUACCUGGUACAACAAUCGAAGCUGCCUGAAGUAAAUCCACUACUUUUGAUUAAACGUUCUGGUAGCAAGUAUCAAGCAUUUUAUAACGAAAUACUGGCGAAAAAACAUCCUCAAUUUUAUCAAAAACUGAUGCGUCAUUCGAACAUUGCAGAGCCAACUGGAGUCAUCACCAAUUACAUUCGGAUGAAGUACCCGUGCGAAUUCGAUGUAGGGAGAUUAUCCUUAAACCGCAUUCAGUUUUUGUUGGUGGAAAUUAUUGAUAGAGUAAAUAAAAAAAGCGAUGUAAAGACCAUAAAUGAUAAUAUAUAGUAGUCUUCAUCUGUUUCUUGGUGUUUUAAGUUGUACGGAGUUGGUAUGGAUAAAAAAAAAUUCAAGUUAAGUAGAAGAAGUGAAGUAGGCCCAACCUCGUACACAGUUUUUUAAGUUGUACGAAGUUGGUAUGGAUAAAAAAAAAUUCAAGUUAAGUAGAAGAAGUGAAGUAGGCCCAACCUCGUACACAGUUUUUUAAGUUGUACGAAGUUGGUAUGGAUAAAAAAAAAUUCAAGUUAAGUAGAAGAA
This is a messenger RNA of Hydractinia symbiolongicarpus, 4130 nucleotides long. RefSeq lists its product as uncharacterized. The transcript has 11 exons. Gene Ontology annotation, molecular function: nucleic acid binding. The coding region runs from base 348 to 3881 and encodes 1177 amino acids. Gene Ontology annotation, biological process: DNA integration. NCBI's taxonomy places the organism in Eukaryota, Metazoa, Cnidaria, Hydrozoa, Anthoathecata, Hydractiniidae. The record is from RefSeq and is a predicted model, not a curated record.